UGGUGGUGUGCCAUUUGGAGUACUGGUCCGAGUGCAGGAAUUGCUACCUGCCGUACACGCAGUUCUACCUCUCGGAGAGCGAAGUAUGUCAUCUGACACUUCCUCAGGGCACGCCAAGGACAGUAGUGGCGUCAACGUGGCGAGUGGUGAUAACAACCGUGAACGAAGGCAAUAGCGAUGAGAUCUUUCAAAGGACGUGGUGAUAUCUCCUCGCGCUUUGGCAGCCUGCAUGCGCAUCGAUUCCUAUUUCGACAAAUCGCUGAUCCCGCAUUUGACGGCCGCGCUUUACGUGACCAAAAUCGAACUGGCCCUGUACAACUAUUUCGAUAAAGAGGCUCAGCAUGCUCCCAAGAUGCCCGAUUGUCUGAAGAACUAUACACCAGAUUUGCUGUUUCCCGAUAUUCAAAGGUUCAUGUCGAUCGUUUUGGAGAAUCUAACAUCGUAUGGUCUGUGCUGGGAAACAGACGUGUUGACCGUUGAAGUGAGCUCAGCUUUAAAAUGCAACGUCUUGGACUUGAUGUAUUUGACCGAACAGUCCCUCAUUGAUCCGUUCACGUUCAAAGUUGAACUCAGUCUAGCGGACAGUCUCAACUGUAACAUCAUUUCAAAACCGAUACAGAUCAAGCUAGGUCCGACGAUAGCGCACACGUUAGCCGUUUCCAGUCAGAUGUGGAGUCAAAGCAACAAACCGAAAGACGCCGUUCGCGACUUUAUCGUAAUGACGAGAUACGUCGUUUGCAACGACACCAACAUGAAUCUGCGUUUCGGCCAAACGGGGACCGAAGAAGCGAUUUUGCUGGCCCCGAGGUGCUGUCAUCUGUACGCGUGGAGGUCGCAGAGGAAGAAAGAGCAGCUCAAAGUCGCAAUGGAGGAGAAUGGAUGGACGAGGUCGUUUCCGGUGGCGCAAGAUGCCGUUCACACCAUUCACUUCAAUUCGGAUAAAAAUUAUACGAUCAUCGUUACGGUCAAGUCGUUGUCUGCUACUCAAAAACAGGUAAUACUUUCUGGCCAACUGAUCGUCAGCAACACUUUGCUGGAACAUUUGGACCUGAAGGUAGUCGAAGAAGUGGCGAAAGAUAACAAAGAACUGGAAUUUAAGAACUCCCCAACUUAUAUCGUGCCCGGCAGAAGUAAUACUUCGUCGAUUUUCAUAAGCAGCAGAAAAAAUUAUUUUCUAAGGUUGAGGUUCUACGGCUUAGAUUCUGCAUGGACUGGAGAUAUUCCUUUAAGGGAACACGGUACCGGGUCACAACCGUGGCUAGUAAAAGUGCCUCUGCAGGAACGCGGGCAAUUUCUGAGCAUCUGGUGUCGCAUCGUAACCGAACAAGUGCACAAGGUGAAACGCACCAUGGCCAUUUUGUGGCCGCUGUUCUCUGUCAAGUCGAAUCUGCCGAUCAGUUCGAACGUUCACAUCGAAACGCCAACGUUGAACGUUCAUCUUGACGCGGUGGUCAAUGGCAAAGGGGAGUUGCAACAACUUUAUUGUCCAGGAACGAUCGAUCACUCGCAUCAAUUAACUUUCAAGAUCGACAAUUCCGAUCCAAUAGCAAAUCCAUAUGUCCCACUGAAUUAUACCCUAGUGGAUCAUCAACAUUUUUUUAAAAAACCCGAAAUUAAUAGUAUCGAAGAUAUCUUGAGUGAACUGAAUCAAUUCGAUAAAUCGACUUGGCCCUAUUUUGGAGACGAAUUAGACGAAAUUGAUUGGAUCGUUGCCGAUCAACCGUUAACGCAUGUACAAGUGAGAUACCGGAACUCUUGUCAGUACUCGUGUUCUCUGUUAGUAGAACUUCUGCCAUGGUGUUUGACAGUGAACACUUUGGGCGUUCCUAUCACCAUCAAUGUUAGCGGCAUCGAACUCUGCAAAAUACCACAUUAUGGAAUCGUGGCACCGCCGAAAUUAGAGGAGAAUUUUAACAUAGGCGUUUGCUCUGGCGGUACUUGGUGUUACACGGAACCUUUGCAGUUGUCCAAAUCGGACUGGAGUCAAUCUUUCUACAUGCCUAAAUUCACAGGAACGAUACCUUUAGAAGGUUGUAUCAAGUCCCCGAUUAUAUGCGAUUCGCAUAUCUGCAUGUUAUCCGUCACUAGCACCAUCAAGAAUGAGAUUAGAUUGCUAAAAGUCUCUUCCACGCAUGUACUGUCCAAUCAUAUGGCAAUGCAGGUGCAAGUGAUAUGCUUUGCCGUUCCAGACGAGGAAGGGAAAUUUGAUAUUCCAGUCAACAUGGAAAGAUAUUGCUUUACUGUCGCGCCACAUUUGGAUAAAAGCAAUUCCGGCAUCUCUGUGAUCCAGUGGUUCACGUUGACAUCUGCCGCAUCAUCGAAGAGCAAGGAUCCGCACGCGAUAAACUACGCCCUGUACAUGUCCUUUUCGAUCGACGAUUCGCACUCUCCGCACGGUUGGUCGAGUCCGAUUCGCGUCGACAAACCGCUGCUAAGGAAAUCGUUCGCGCUUCGUACCGGCGACUACUCUAUUCCUGUGGUGCUCACCUCGCAAGAUAACAAGGGACAAACGGUCUAUUUGACCAUACACGAGGAUGAUAGGCCGCAACUGUUUAUCGAGAACACCACCGGGGCUACGCUGUUCAUCGCGCAGGCUUUAGGUAAUCAUGACAUUUUUGUCUCGUGGAAUAAAAAUCUCACUAAAAGUGUUUCAUUGUGGAAAAAGCCGUCAUAUCCGGACCGACAUGUAUGUACAUAA
Molecule: messenger RNA, 2698 nt
Organism: Acanthoscelides obtectus
Lineage: Eukaryota; Metazoa; Arthropoda; Insecta; Coleoptera; Chrysomelidae
Source: the annotation of a GenBank genome assembly